This is a messenger RNA of Erigeron canadensis, 1225 nucleotides long. RefSeq names its product plasmodesmata-located protein 6-like. Lineage: Eukaryota; Viridiplantae; Streptophyta; Magnoliopsida; Asterales; Asteraceae. The record is from RefSeq and is a predicted model, not a curated record. The transcript has 3 exons. Bases 58 to 912 code for a protein of 284 amino acids. Gene Ontology annotation, cellular component: plasmodesma.
UAUCACAACUAACUUUCUCUCACUCUCAAAGUUAGAAAUAAGUUAGAUGCUCUAAAAAUGUUACAAAGACUACUACUACCUCUCUUUCUUUCAAUAUACUCCUUACUACUUUCUAUCAUCUUCUUCAACCAAUCGGUAUCCGCCACGAGUCCUUUCAUCUAUGGCGGAUGCUCACAACUUAAGUUCACACCAGGCAGUCCGUACGACUUGAAUGUCAACGCGCUAUUUACUUCUUUAGUCAACGGGGCCUCUGUUUCUAUCUACAACAACGUCAAAAUAUCCCCUUCGGGUUCUAGUCAAAGUAACGUUGUUUAUGGUCUCUUUCAAUGCGAAGGAGACCUUAGCAACUCUAUUUGUAGAGAUUGUGUGGCUAACUCCAUCAGUCAGCUCAAGACAAUCUGUCCUGAGGCGACUGGUGGGGUCAUACAAUUUGAAGGAUGUUUUGUGAAAUACGAUAAUACAUCAUUUUUUGGAGUUGAGGACAAGACGGAAGUUUUAAAGAGAUGUGGCCCUUCAAUUGGUUAUAAUUCAGAUGCUUUGAACCGUCGAGAUGGUGAAUUGGCUUAUUUAACAACUACAAAUGGGCAAUAUUUUCGUCGAGGUGGGUCUGGGAGCGUGCAAGGUGUAGCACAAUGUGUUCAAGACUUAAGCGCGAGCGAGUGCCAAGAUUGUCUACUAGAGGCGAGUGGACGGUUGAGAUCAGAGUGUGAGACAUCGACUUGGGGUGAUAUGUUUUUAGGGAAAUGUUAUAUUCGAUACCUUGAUCGUCAACACCAUCACUCUUCAUCAACCGAUAAUGAAGAUGUAGAUAAAACAUUGGCUGUCACAAUUGGAGUCAUAACUGGGGUUAUUUUGCUCAUUGUUUUCAUAUCAUCAUUAAGCAAGUCUUGUGACAAAAAAGGCGGUAAAUAAGUAAAUGGUUGUUUGUGUACAUAUACUACAACUCAAGCUAGCCCAAAUCGUGAGCACAUAUUCCCCAAUCGUUUUUGAGAAAGAUUCCUGGUGAUCCAAAGUGAAACAAGUGGAAGCCCCUAGCUAAGGGUAGAAGGAUUCCCCCAAACACUCUCCAACCACUUUUUUACUUUUUCACCAAUCAUUUUCUAACUAUUUUGUGUGGAUCAAAAUGUAAUUUCACUUUAUUGUGAAUAUAUAUAUUUUUGAUGAUGUAUGGAAUAGUUGUUACAUGUUUGUUGUACCGUUCUAAACCUUUCCUUUGAUUCUUUUA